This is a messenger RNA of Mytilus californianus (California mussel), 1578 nucleotides long. RefSeq names its product damage-control phosphatase ARMT1-like. Gene Ontology annotation, molecular function: phosphatase activity. The coding region runs from base 145 to 1428 and encodes 427 amino acids. The record is from RefSeq and is a predicted model, not a curated record. Gene Ontology annotation, biological process: DNA damage response. The transcript is spliced from 5 exons. NCBI's taxonomy places the organism in Eukaryota, Metazoa, Mollusca, Bivalvia, Mytilida, Mytilidae. Gene Ontology annotation, cellular component: cytoplasm; nucleus.
CGUCCCGAGAAAUCAACGAACCAGGGGAGAUAACCACAUGCAAUGGAUUUGCCACCUCCACUUUCUGCAGCUGACAAGAAGCAAGUUUGUUGACGCCAAGGAUUAUUAAAAUCCUUGAGGACAGUUAUUCGUUAAAAACAACUUAUGCUUAUUUAUAAAAUCGUGUCUUCUUGUUCAUUUGCCUACCCAACAAUCAAGGAAAGGCUUCCUGUAAUUCUAGCAAAGAUUGCUGAUACUUUGUAUAGAACCAGGGAGAAGAUCAAAAGUCAAUACCAGGAUGAUGCAAGUGAAGAAUUGAAAAGUAUUAUAGGAUCUUGUUCAAAGCUUAGAAAUGAAGUACAAACCAAUAAAGUAGCCGUUCCUUUACAAGACAGUAGGGAUGAUACACGGGUAUGGAACCAGUAUCUUCAGACAGUUACAGAGAGAGAAGGGAGUCCUCCUAGUUGGUUUAAAUCUCCUUGGCUUUAUAUGGAAUGCUAUAUGUAUAGAAGAAUUCAAGAGUCUGUUGAAAAGUGCAAAAUAAUGAAAGAGUUUGAUGUAUUUGGAGAUCAGAAAGAGAAAUCUUUUACAGAUUCUGUGUAUCCUACUGAAAUAGUAAUGAUGCAUCUCAUAGAAACACAACAGAAGAUUAAAGAGAAUGCAGAAUUAAUACCUCAAGCUUUCAAACUGUUUUUAAAGGUAUGUCUAUGGGGAAAUAAAUGUGACUUAUCAAUAUCUGGUGGAGAAGAUAAUGCUCAGAAAUCCUCACCAUUAGAACAGCUAGAUAAACUAGAACCAAACAUCCUGAUCGAUAAUUCUAAUGUUGUUCUAAAUCAUUUACAGAGCAGGAAGUGUGAAAGAAUAGAUAUUGUCUUGGACAAUGCAGGGUUUGAAUUGAUAUCAGAUUUAUGUUUUGCUGAAUUCCUUUUAUCUGCUGGCUUAUGCUCAACAAUAUAUUUACAUGCAAAAGCUUUUCCAUGGUUUGUUUCUGAUGUCACAAAGAAAGACUUCGAUUGGACUUUACAAAAAUUAGGCCAGAUAAAUCAUAUUGCUGUUAGUAACUUUGCUCAACUCUGGAAAGAAAGAUUGAAUAACAGUACAUGGAUUUUGCAAGUUCAUGAUUUCUGGACCUUGCCUUAUGAUUACAGCCAAAUGGAAACCUAUGCUCCAGAUUUAUAUCAGUCACUUCAGAAGUCAGACAUGAUAUUUUUCAAAGGAGACCUUAAUUAUAGAAAAUUGUUAGGUGAUUUAAAAUGGCCAUUUACAGUAUCAUUUGAAACAUGUUUACAUGGUUUCUAUCCUGCUCCAUUAUGUGUAUUAAGAACAAGUAAAUCAGAUGUUCUUGUUGGAUUACCAGAGGGUAGGGAUGAAGAAAUUCAGGCUCAGGAUAAAGAUUGGCUUGUAAAUGGAAAUUGGGGAGUGAUCAAUGCUUGUCUAAAAACAAAGUGAAUGUUCAUUAAUGGUAUCUGAUGACAUUUUUGAUUAUUUAUAUUAUAAUAUAUUGUUUUUUUGUCUUUUUGCAUUCCUGUCUUUAAGAUUAAAUAAUAAAAAAAAAAGAAAAAGUGUUGACCUAUUUCACACAAAGUUUGAAACUUGUAA